AUUAGAUACCAUAAAUCCGAUUUUCAGUCUGACUCAAUUGGGAAUUCUAUAUUACUGUCAAGUAAACCUUCUGUCUCCCAGUAUCAGUCUUUCCAAUGUACUGGGACUGCUUUAACAAAUUUGGAAGGGUGAUAUCCAAUAAAAUGAUACGUGUAUUUACAUUAUUUCCAUGCUGCCCCAGAUACAGACUCUGAGUGACUCACUAUAAAAAUAGAGAAACACAUAAAGCAGCAUUUCAGCAUAAAAUCCAAUAAAGUUAAAAUUACAACAACUGCAUAAAUAUAUUGUAGAUGUUGAGAAAUGCCCAAGCAGGAAGGACUUACGCUGGGGGUUAGCCUUGAAUUGUUGCAGAGCCACAAAAGAACCAGAACUGACACCACUACCCUCCUCCCAGGCUCCGUAGAACUUUAUCUAUCAGUUCCCAAGAGAAGGCAAGCAAUCUGGGAAGAUUCCUGUAUAAUAGGCAGAAUGUAAUAAAGUAGUUAGCUUGAACUCUACAUGUGUGGACCUAGCUGCUUGUGCCUGACAGACAUUGUGUCUUAACAACCUACACUUUGUAAAUCUGGCAGAGAAGGAUCCCAUUCCUCAAAAAAUGGUUCAAUUAUGCUUCACCCCAAGCCAAUAGAUGACCUUUCAUAGUUGUUUCCUAUAAUGUUAACUGGAAAAGAGACAAACCCUGCGGUAUCUUAGACGGGUGGUCAGGUACUUAACCUCUCGUUCCUCCAGCAUUCCUGAUAAGGCCCCAUUUUGUUAGGAAGAAAUAGCACCAUUUUGUUUUAAAAGCAAAUAUAUAUAUAUCAGGGGUGUCAAACUGGUGGCCUGCAGGCUGGAUGUGUCAUGCGCAGGCCACGCUCACCCCGGCUCCGCAAAGGUAAAAAAACGUAUUUCAUGAUACGUCACGUGACGCAAUCAAGUUUUACACCCGUGAUAUAUAUUAUUAAACAUUGUCCAACACUGCUAGUUCAACUGAUGAUUUCAGGAAGAAGUGCAUCACAACUUCCUUACAGGUUGUUGGUAUGACUCCCCUUUUUCUAAGCAUUUACUACUCCUAAAAUGCAGUUGCCUGUUCUUUUCUCUGGUAUCUUCAAUAAACUCCCAAGGAGGCUGAGCUAACACAAUGUAAAGCUGUCCAUUUCCUUGGCUUCAACAGGUUCAAAAGAGUGCCAGGUGACUUCACAAGAGAUUGCCUCAGUCACUUCAUUGUUUUCUGCCCGUGAUGUAUCCAAUUUACAUGAGCAAUUUUAUCCAGAAAAUGCCUAGCAAACAAGUCACAGUGGCUUGUAGAUCUGCUGGUAGAUUCAAAGAUACUGUAAGAAUAUUACUUUGUUUCAUUCUAAUCCCUUCCACUCCAAGUGUCAAUGUUUUUUAUUUCUGCUUAGUUCCCUUUUCAUUUUUUCCUUUACGCUUCCAUGUUUCAUAUAUUCCUAUGUUCAUUUCUGCACAUUCUGUUCCCCCAAGAAAACAGAAAUAGCAAUGAAGUAUCCAUAAAUUAUCUAGCUUCUCACAGCCUCUUGCAUUCUGAAAAUAAUGUUCUUUGGGCUCACAUUUUCAGAAAAAGCUGAUUGCAGUUCAGCCAUUGGAAUAAAUGCUGUCUUAAGGAAAUGGCAUACUUUUUUUUUCUUUCACAUUAUAGAGUAAGAUACACCAUGCUAGGAUGGGGUUUUAGGAUGACUGUCAAGUCACUGGCAGGUGACUUGACACAGAGAACAGCGGAAAUACUUAGCUAGAAUAAUGAAAAUUGACAAGCAGCAGUUCUUCAGCUGUUCCUCUUUCUUCCCCCAAUCCUUGGUUGCCAAGAAACAGCCUGCUUUCUUCUCUCUCUCUCUCAAACCGUUCUUGAUUUAUCUCUGUCAUGGUCUCCCAAAAGUAGUUUCUUAGCUAAAAAAUCUCCCAGUGGUUGCAACUUCCCUUGUAAGGUAGAUAGAACAAUCUCCUGGUUGUUUUGACUGUUCCUUUUUGCAUUUUUAUCAGUCAUAUAGCAUUCCUUUUUAAAAAAAAUCCAGUUGUCAAAACUGAAACAAAAUACUGUACGUAAAAGGCUUGUUUCUAGCUCUAUCUAGUGGUCAUCCCACUAGAAAUAAUUCUAGUGAAUAAUGUUUUUUCUGUUAAUUGAUUGAGGAAAAGCUUUUUCGUUUUCAAGCUCUGAAAGUUCAGCUCCAACUUCCUUCAUUUUGCGUUUGCCACUGUACAACAACUCGUUGAAGAAAGGCUCCAUUUGCCCUCUCUGAUGUAUUUAUAUAAAGGCAGCGUAGAGGGAAGGAGAUUGGUUGCUCAGGCUUGCUUUCUGACCUUGGGGGUUACCAAGUCUGACAUUCCUGUGAGAUCACAUGACAAGGAUUGGCGGGCACAGCUGUCCCCAAUGGAAGGGAGGGGCUCGGGAGGGGCCAUUCCGAUUGAAUUUCACUCCAGCCACUUAGGCUCUUUCCUUCUUUCCUGGCUGUGCUUUUCUUGUCUUCCACUUUCUUUGUGACUUGGGUUGUAGAAAAGCUCUGAUAGGAUAGCAGCACCGAGGAUGCUAUUCUAGACGAUCAGGGUGGUUGCUUCAACAUUUGGGUGGGCCUUUCUUCCCAUCUCCGAUGGACAUUCCUCCAGGCUGAGCCAUCUGAGAUCCUGGUGGGCCCCCUGCUUUGGCACCAAGCAGUCCAUCCUCUUGUUUGAGCACCAACUUCACUGUCACCGUUUCUUUUAGCCCAUCUAUACAGCCACUCUGACAGGUCUGCUGCUCUUCCGACAAGUUGGUAUAUGCAGCUCCAGAGCACGAAGGCAAUGGGACAGGACCAGACAAAGCAGCAGAUAGAAAAAGGACUCCAGCUGUAUCAGUCCAGUCAGACAGAAAAGGCCCUUCAAGUCUGGCUGCGGGUUUUGGAAAAGAGCACAGAUCCAGCUGGCAGGUUUCGAGUCCUCGGUUGCCUCAUCACUGCUCACUCGGAGAUGGGCAGGUACAAAGAUAUGUUAAAGUUUGCAGUCAUGCAGAUUGACACUGCCCGAGAACUGGAGGAUCCUGACUACCUUACUGAGAGCUACCUGAAUUUGGCACGGAGCAACGAGAAGCUCUGUGAAUUCCCCAAAACUAUCUCCUAUUGUAAGACUUGCCUGAACAUGCGAGGUACAACACUGGGCCUGCAACUGAAUGGCCAAGUCAACCUCAGCAUGGGCAAUGCCUACUUUGGCCUCAGUGUCUUCCAAAAAGCUCUGGAGUGUUUUGAGAAAGCUCUACGGUACGCACACAACAAUGAUGACAAGAUGCUGGAGUGUCGCGUCUGUUGCAGUCUAGGAAAUUUCUACACACACCUCAAAGACCAUGAAAAAGCUCUGUUUUUCCCAUGCAAGGCAGCAGAGCUGGUGAAUGAUUAUGGAAAAGGCUGGAGUUUGAAGUACCGAGCCAUGAGCCAGUUCUACAUGGCUGUAGCCUAUCGGAAGCUGGGGCGCUUGCCAGAUGCUAUGGAAUGCUGUGAGGAGUCAAUGAAGAUUGCCCUUCAGCAUGGAGAUCGUCCUUUGCAAGCACAGUGCCUGCUUUGCUUUGCUGAUAUCCAUCGCAGCCGUGAAGAUGUACAGGCAGCUUUUCCCCGCUAUGAUUCCUCCAUGAGCAUCAUGACUGAGAUUGGAAACCGUCUGGGACAAGUUCAGGUGCUGCUUGGUGUAGCCAAGUGCUGGCUGAUUCAAAAGGACCUCGACAAGGCAUUAGAAAAUAUCGAGAGGGCUCAUGAGCUGGCAGAGGGACUAGGAAACAAACUCUGCCUGCUGAAAGUUCAUUGCCUGUGUGAAGGGAUCUAUCGCACAAAGGGUCAGCAGAGGGAACUUCGUAAUCAUGUGGUGAAGUUCCAUGAAUGUGUUGAAGAAAUGGAACUCUACUGUGGCAUGUGUGGUGAAUCCAUUGGUGACAGAAACCACCAGCUCCAGGCAUUGCCCUGCUCCCAUGUCUUCCAUUUAAAGUAAGGGGCAAAAGGGAUGAACGCAAACCAUGGUGGAAUAAGAAAAAACAAAAUCCUAAAGACAAAAAAGGGGAGGUAAUUCCUCCAGAAUGAAUGAAACAAGGACAUUCUAUAUUGGCAUUCAUGAUUUUUAAAAUGCUUUCUACCACUCCAUUGAAACAACUCCUUAUCUCUAAAGUUUUUAUCCUUGAGGCUGGGAUACUUUUCUCAAAAUUGAUUUUUAAUCUGCUACUUAGAUUUCCUUCUCAAGAAUACAUUAUUUUAUCAACAUCUUAGCUGGUUUCUUAUAUCCUUACAAUCCAAUUUUAAUGAGUUCUGACUUAGGCAUAAUAUCUGUGUACUUAGAAGUAAAUUUUAGCGUGCUGAAUCAGGGGAACAAGCUUGAGAGUCACAAAACUCAUGACCCAUGGAGCCAAACACAGUUAUCAGCUGUGGCUUAACAACUUGCCAGCAGCCCUGUUUACACUGCCUAUCCUAAAAUAGAAAAACCAGGUAUAUAUUAAGCAUGCAGCAGAAUGUUCUAACUUGGUUAGAAGCUGAAUUUAAUUAGACAUCACGAGUUGUCCAGUCCUGUGCUACGCAAUGUGAUUGAAUGUGUAUUGCGAUUAUUCCCUUUUUUCCUGGUGCUUUCUCAUUCAGUCAUCUCUGCAUUAGAAAGCUGAGAGCUAGGGGGAAAAAAAACCAAGUUAGAAUUGCAAAGAUGUUAACAAAUGUGGUUUUCAUUUAAAAUAUGCAUUUGAUGUAAUAUUCAGUCAAAACUAAUACUAUUACAUAUACAAAACAUGUAUGUACCAUGCUAAAAUAUUUAUCAAAUUUAUAUAACUGCCUCACAAGAAGUGGCAUCCUACAAUAAA
This is a messenger RNA of Crotalus tigris (Tiger rattlesnake), 4786 nucleotides long. RefSeq names its product 43 kDa receptor-associated protein of the synapse-like. Gene Ontology annotation, molecular function: protein-membrane adaptor activity; acetylcholine receptor binding. Gene Ontology annotation, biological process: chemical synaptic transmission. Bases 2743 to 3936 code for a protein of 397 amino acids. Lineage: Eukaryota; Metazoa; Chordata; Lepidosauria; Squamata; Viperidae. The transcript has 7 exons. The record is from RefSeq and is a predicted model, not a curated record. Gene Ontology annotation, cellular component: synapse.